This is a messenger RNA of Fusarium vanettenii 77-13-4, 2139 nucleotides long. RefSeq lists its product as uncharacterized. NCBI's taxonomy places the organism in Eukaryota, Fungi, Ascomycota, Sordariomycetes, Hypocreales, Nectriaceae. The record is from RefSeq and is a predicted model, not a curated record. The transcript has 2 exons. Bases 478 to 1815 code for a protein of 445 amino acids.
CGCACGCAAAUCCAUCGACCGUCAACCGUCAAAUCCAUCGACUCGAGCGGAGCCUCCGACGACUCUUUUACUUCUUAUCCAUUCACUUCGCUACUUGAGCCGUCGCCUUGGUCGAUUAUGUCUCCUUCUUGCGCCUCCUAACCAGCCUUCUUUUCAUCCGAGCUAGCCUCAGAAUCCACUCGUUUCUUACUCUCCUCGACUUUUCUCCAACCACUUUGUCGACCCUUCUCAACUCGAGCCUGAAAAUAUACACAUUAUUCUCGCGCGGAAAGGACUCGUCAAACCAUUCAAUCCUUGUUUUCUUUUAUACUAUCAACCGUCUGUCGCAAACCACCUUUGAAAUACACCCAUCGCCAAGCCACCUCCGACAACCACCCAACUUGGCUUGACUGAUCAUCUCAAGUGAUCGACACCUGCCAAUCCGGGGCUAUCGAUCAACCACAACCUCUUACUCGUCUCUCAUUACUGGAUAUCAACAUGGAGGGGCUUCAUUACUUCUCGUCCAGAGGUCUGGAUGGACCUGGAUAUGUCGUCGCGAGAGAUUUGAACGAAGUUAGUAUGGCGUACCAACUCGUUCCUCGAGACGGCAAGUGUAUCCAAUGCGAUGAAAGCACCGAACUCGAAUGCCCUAGCUGCCCCGAAGGCAGUGAAUGCCGAUUUACCGUACCUCUCGAGUGCCAGAAGUGCCCUACAUCGUUCUGCGACAAGAAGUCUGCAUCCGCAUCCAGCAAAGGCUCUGACGGCCCAAACAUCGGCGGUAUCGUUGGUGGUGUUGUCGGUGGUGUAGUCGUGAUUGUCGCCGUCACCUAUCUAGUAUGGAGGUUCUGUGUCAGACCCAAAAGGUCACAGAUUCCCACUUCCAUCUACGUUGAAGACGUGGAUGCUCCUCAAGGCUCAGAGAAGGAUGCUGCCUCAAGGGGAACCCGGCCACCUUCGACACACACCGUUCACUCGAUCGCUUCCACCGUCCUCACCCGAGCCUCCAACAUUAUUCAGAUCGCCUACAUUCCUGGCGUUACGAACCGAGCCACUCCUACGUCACCCAACGUUCUUGUCCCCCCUGUUCCUCCGAUCCCUAUGCACCACGCCGCUGCCGCCCGAGGCGAAGGAAACGACGACCAGCACUUCUUUGUCCCCGGCGACCUCCGAGACUCGACCUACUCGGGUCUCUCUGGCUACUCUGACCGAACUUCAUACGCCCGCACCUCAUACGCACCUCGAUCCAGUGUUGCUUCUACCAUCUACGGCAAGCAGGCCCAGGUGCUCACACCCGCCCAGACUGGAAUGCGCGCCAAGCCCACCGUUGUCAGUGUUAAGUCCGUUGGCAACAGCAGCCUCGAGAGCAAUGCUCCCCCAGUUCCCAGCAUCGACUUUGAGAAGUUCGGCGGAGGUCGUCCCAAGAGCGGUGCCAGUGCCUUCAGCGUGGGCUCGACAUUCCUCAACAGCGCCAACACUGCUACGCAGGCUCGUGCACAGGUGGUCAAGGUUGGAACACUAAAGAAGGUGGAUAUGGGAAGCAACAAGUCCGAGACUGGCUCAACAACAGCAUCAUCAUCAUUGGGAACCUCGCGACCCACAACACCAAGCGCGAACGCUACUCGGGACUCGAGUGCCAUCACCAUCAUCGAAGACUCUCCCUCAGUAGACCAAGGUCCCUUUUCAGACCCCCCCGACCGACCCAGUCCUCAAAAGUCCAACAAGGCGCCCAGCCUCGGAGCUGUGAUUGAGGAGUCGGCAGUCGAGAACGAGAAGCCUGGGUCAUCCCAAAGGCGAGACAGCAGUCCGUUCGGGGACCAGCACGCGACAAAGGAGUGAUUAUGGAAUUUCCUUGUCGUUAUAUAUCAGAGUAUUUUGUUCGAUGUCACGAAUCUAGCCUCGGGUUGGAUAGAGGAUAUAUCUUACAAUCUGCUUUUCUUCACUUCAAUGUCAAUUUUUUCUUGGAUAGACAAUUCCAGAUCGAUCUCACUUGGGAUAUAGCAACCCCCCUUUUUUUUGUGUUUACAAUUCAAAUAGCGGCGACGGUUCUUGGGUAUGGACUAUGGCGUCAUGGAAAGGGAGCCGCGGCAAAUGGCUCCGAGGAUGCCAGGAGGUUUUGGAGGUCUCUAUGUGUCUAUUGAAUAGAGAUGAUCUAUCACGUAC